GCCUCUCCUCUCUGCCAGAGCAGUGAUGAGUAAGCGUGUUAACGGCAUGUCCACUACGCGGAGCUUCAGUAGCCGCUCGCUGGGCUCGUACCCCCGAAUUGGAGAGACCAUACCGCGGAGAGGAAGCUCCUAUUUUGGUUUCGGGGAUGCUCCGGCUCCCGGGGUGCCUGUUAAGGCCGUGACGGUGAACAGGAACCUGCUGACCCCCAUGCAGCUGGACCUGGACCCCAGCCUGCAUGCGGUCAGACUGCAGGAGAAGGAGCAGAUCAAAACACUCAACAACCAGUUCGCCUCCUUCAUCGACAAGGUGCGUCACCUGGAGCAGCAGAAUAAGAUGCUGGAGACAAAGUGGAAGUUGCUGCAGGGUGAGACGCGUUCUGACUCCAGGCUGGAGCCCAUGAUGAAGGUCUACCUCAGCACCCUGCAGGCCCACCUGGACGGCCUGAAGAGAGACAAGGAGCGACUGGACUCUGAGCUCCGCAGUGUCCACCUGCUGGUGGAGGACAACAAACAAAGGUUUGAAGAUGAGAUUAAUAAGAGAAAUGAAGCUGAAAAUGCUUUCGUGCUUGUGAAGAAGGAUGUUGAUGUUGGAUAUCUCGCAAAAACCGGGCUGGAGAACAAAGUGUCUGGGAUUCUGGAGGACCUGAACUUCUUGAAGGCCUUUUAUGAGCAGGAGUUGCGGGAGCUGAAGGAGGACCUGAAAGACACCUCUGUGGUGGUUCAGAUGGAUAACAGCAGGCAGCUGAACAUGCAGCAGAUUGUGGCGGAGGUGAAGAGCCAGUACGAGCAGAUCUCAUCGCGCAGUCGCCAGGAGGCUGAAGACUGGCACAAGAACAAGUAUGAGCUGGUUCUGUCUCAGGCUGAGCAGCACAAAUCAGAGCUUAAGAGCAGUAGGAAUGAAAUCUCGGAGCUCAACAGACAAAUUAGUCGCCUGCAUGUGGAAAUCACCUCGGCUAAAGCGCAGCGUGACAGUGUGGACAGUCAGAUAUUGGAGGCGGAGCAUCGUGGUGAGGAGGCGGUGCGUGAUGCCCAGCAGCGAAUCAAAGAGCUGGAGGAGGCACUGCAGAAAGCCAAGCAGGACAUGGCCAAGCAGCUCCGCGAGUAUCAGGAGCUGAUGAAUGUCAAACUGGCACUGGACAUCGAGAUCGCCACCUACAGGAAACUGCUGGAAGGAGAAGAGAACCGAAUUGGACAAGAACCUGUUCUGCAUGUCCAGACUGUGCCAAGAAACAGCAGUGCUGUGCCUCAGAAACCCAACUCUCAUCCUAAAGUCCUCAUUAAGAUGAUCGAGACUCAGGACAACACCUUCUUCUCUGCUCAGGAUUAAUAUAAUACAUCCAGUAUCUUACCAAUGCACCUUCAUCUACAACAGCGAGACAGGAGCUGCUCCUCUGCCUCACUUGACUCCUUUCGUCUCUUUGAUUUAUGAAUUGUUUUGGAAGUUCAUCUUUGGGAUUUUAUCUCUGAUGUGCAACCCCCAGUAGAGGUGCUUUUUGAUACAUAUUUUCUUUCGAUACUGAGCCAUUCGUGUCCUUAAAUGAAAUCAGGUGGCUGUAUGAGUCAUGUGAGUUUGAGUAUUAGGAGUGUGUGUGACUGACUGUGUGUGGAAGAGUGUGUAUGUGUGAGUCAGUGAGUCUUUAGCAGAUUCAUGUAUCUACACUGUUUAAAAAAAGUGCUACAGUACGUUCUUUGAACAAUGCCAUAGAAUCAGUAAAACGGGACAUUCCAGGCCAAAGCGCUGCGGAGAUUAAUGUUUACCCUCAUCUAACGCUGUGAAUUCAGUUUAUGAAGGCCUUGCUAAUUAGCUGAUGAGUUGAAUUAGGUGUGUUUAAUGAGACAGUGUGCUGAAGUCUGCAGUGCUUUGGCCUGCGAGGACUGGAGCCUGACACGUGUGCCAUAGAAGAAUCACUUUUGGUUCCCUAAAGAAUCAUGUCUGAAAAAGAGAUUUAUGAGUGUGUCACGAGGUCUUCCCUCUGCAGCACAUGGACUCUCCCAUUUUGUAUUGGCCACUCCAGCUCCAGCCUGGCUCCGCCCACUCAUUAUCACACUCACCUGUAGCUUGUUCUGGUCUCAUUAUCUCAUUAUCUCCUCUGUGUAUAUAUAUAUAUAUAUACAUAUAUAUAGAGAGAGAAAGAGAGACAGAUAGAGACAGAGAGAGAGAAAGAGAGAGAGAGAGCGGAGAUAAUGAGAUAAUACAUUACUUUGCUCUUCGCAAAGCCUUGCUAUUUUCUAGUACUACAGGGUUAUUUAAAGAACCAUCCUUUAAAAGGUUCUUUUGGGAACCUAAAGCAGUUCUUCUAUGGCAUUACAACCUUUUUGGGAUCUGUAUUUUUAAGAAUGUAUUUCUAAUGAUGGACAGAUCUUUACACAACAAGAUCUGAACACAUACCAUGUCUUUUCUUUCUUCCAUUUUUCUUUCUCACCCUCUUACUUUCACUCUAUUCACCACAUUCUCUCCAAAUUUCUUUCUUUUUUCUCACAUCCCUCACACUCUUUCACACCAUUAUUUUCACUCCAUUUGUGACUAAUAAAUCCUUUCUUUCUAUCU
Molecule: messenger RNA, 2548 nt
Organism: Colossoma macropomum (tambaqui)
Lineage: Eukaryota; Metazoa; Chordata; Actinopteri; Characiformes; Serrasalmidae
Product: keratin, type II cytoskeletal cochleal
Exons: 9
Coding region: 26-1327 (433 amino acids)
Biological process (GO): intermediate filament organization; keratinization
Cellular component (GO): keratin filament
Molecular function (GO): structural constituent of skin epidermis
Source: RefSeq, a predicted model, not a curated record